AUGCUCGCCGGGGCUUCUUCACCGGUGGUUAAUGGCGCACCAGGCCCAGUAUCUGUAAAUGGUAAUGGGCAACGCAGUGGUGGCCAACGUUCAUGGGUUAAUCUUUUUCGCGGUGGGAAGGUGCGCGAGGAUGCAGGUUCUCUGCCCUUCUUUGUGCCAGCAGUAGUUAAUGGCAGAAGAGUCGCUUUUUGUCCUCCUGAAGAGUUAGAGGAAGAGAAGGAUAAAUGGGAUGCAGCGUUAAUUGGAUAUGUCUUCGGCCCUAGGCCAUUGUUUACUGCCAUGCAACGCUUUGUGAAGGAGAAGUCGGGGCACGUUGGUGGUGGCGAGGUUUUUGGUUUAGAGAGUGGUAUAUUUGUGUUUGAUUUUCAAGGAAGUGAUCUUAGUCGCCAGAUAUUGGAUGAAGGCCCUUGGACCCUUGGUAUCCGUCCACUGAUCUUGCGGCCUUGGUCGCCGGAGAUUUCGCUGACUAAGAAGGAAGAGUCUGAGUUGCCCCUAUGGGUUCGCCUAUAUGGUCUCAACUUACAUUACUGGGGGGAACGUUCAUUGGGGCAAAUCGCCAGCGUUCUUGGCCGCCCAAUUUGCGUUGAUCGGAGAACAUCUCAGAGGGAGCGGCUCUCCUUUGCUCGGCUUUGUGUUUCAAUUAAGGCCUCUGAUGGUCUCCCAACCACUAUUUUGCUUACACAAUUAUAUGGUUCCUUAGUUGAACAAUCUGUUCAUUAUGAUUGGACUCCUCCUCUUUGCAGUGUGUGCAAAGUAUUUGGACAUAUUGAUAAUGCUUGCCCUGUUGCUGCUAUUAACAAUACUGAAGGGAGUGGUGAGUCUCAGCCUGAGGCAAUGCAGGUUGAAGAUGGCUGGAAGUGA
This is a messenger RNA of Telopea speciosissima, 861 nucleotides long. RefSeq lists its product as uncharacterized. Bases 1 to 861 code for a protein of 286 amino acids. The record is from RefSeq and is a predicted model, not a curated record. NCBI's taxonomy places the organism in Eukaryota, Viridiplantae, Streptophyta, Magnoliopsida, Proteales, Proteaceae. The transcript has a single exon.